This is a messenger RNA of Cephus cinctus (wheat stem sawfly), 5590 nucleotides long. Its product is annotated as WD repeat-containing protein 48. NCBI's taxonomy places the organism in Eukaryota, Metazoa, Arthropoda, Insecta, Hymenoptera, Cephidae. The transcript has 11 exons. Bases 234 to 2288 code for a protein of 684 amino acids. Gene Ontology annotation, molecular function: ubiquitin binding. Gene Ontology annotation, biological process: protein deubiquitination; double-strand break repair via homologous recombination. The record is from RefSeq and is a predicted model, not a curated record.
GUCGUCUAGUGCGGAAAACUUCAAGCGUUAUGGACGAAUUGUUUCCAAAAAAUUAAAUGCGGCAACGUUCGAUCGCGGAAUUCCGGAAUUAAAAGGCUGGCAAUGCGGCUAUUGACGCUGCGUGAAAUCGAGAAUUCACGAUGUAGAGAACUGUACGCGUUUUAAGCGAUCGCUUCUUGAAUGUUUUACACAAAGAGUGUUCCGACUGAACCUACAAAUCUGUACACGGCGUAAUGGCAGCCCAUAAGACAGGUGGGCAAAGUGCCCGUAAGAAAGUGCAGGUAUCUUUUGUUAUACGAGAUGAAGUCGAAAGGCGACAUAGGGCAGGUGUCAAUUCGCUUCAAUAUGAUCCAGCAUUGCACAGGCUCUAUUCUGCUGGUAGAGAUAGUAUAAUUAGGAUAUGGAAUUGUAAGAACAUGAAGGAACCUUAUAUACAAUCUAUGGAACAUCAUACGGAUUGGGUGAAUGACAUUGUUCUAUGCUGUGGUGGAAAGAAUCUUAUAUCUGCGAGUUCUGACACAACUGUAAAGGUAUGGAAUGCACACAAAGGUUUCUGCAUGUCCACAUUAAGGACUCAUAAAGAUUAUGUAAAGGCACUGGCCUACGCUAAAGACAAGGAACAGGUUGCCAGUGCUGGCUUAGACAAGGCAAUCUUUCUUUGGGAUGUUAAUACACUGACUGCACUAACAGCAAGCAAUAAUACAGUGACUACAUCCUCUCUAGCGGGGAACAAGGAUUCCAUAUAUAGCCUAGCCAUGAACCCACCAGGCACAGUGAUAGUCAGUGGCAGUACGGAAAAGGUUUUACGUGUCUGGGAUCCCAGAUCAUAUAACAAACUCAUGAAACUAAGAGGUCAUGCAGAUAAUAUCAAAGCUCUUGUGCUUAACAGAGAUGGUACUCAGUGUCUCUCAGCAAGUUCAGAUGGUACCAUAAAACUCUGGUCUCUUGCACAGCAAUGGUGUAUACAGACUUUCAGAGUUCACACAGAAGGAGUUUGGGCAUUAUUGGCAACGGAUACAUUUAGUCACGUGAUAUCAGGAGGCAGAGACAAGAAAGUGAUAAUGACAGAAUUAAGAAACCCUGACAGAUAUACUGUCAUCUGUGAAGAGAAAGCCCCUAUAUUGAAAAUGGCUAUGACCCCUGACCAGUCUAGCAUUUGGGUAGCCACUAGCGAAUCUACAAUUAACAAUUGGUCUAUUAGUCAAAAAGAUUGGCAAUGCGGUGAUUACUGCGUGGACACAGCCGGUGGUGGAGUAGGCGGUAUUGUUCCACGCAAUACCGAACCAGCACAGAGAAUACUGGGUGGUCCAGCGAUAAGGCACUGUCACGUAUUAAAUAACAGGCGACACGUAUUAACAAGGGAUACCGAAGAGAACGUAGCGCUAUACGACGUGCUUAAAGCUUGCAAGGUAGAAGACCUAGGACGCGUUGAUUUCGAUCAGGAAGUGAAAAAGAGGAACAAAAUGGUCUACGUUCCCAAUUGGUUCAACGUUGACCUCAAGACUGGGAUGUUAACGAUUCAUCUGGGACAGGAUGAGAAUGAUUGUUUCUCUGCGUGGAUGUCCGCAAAAGAAGCUGAGCUUGUGGAUAACGAUGCAGUCGACCAAAAAGUCAACUAUGGAAAUCUCCUGCUACAAGCUCUCCUGGAACACUGGUGGAGGCCGCUUCACGCGGAUGAGAAUGAAGGCAAUGGCAAUGAUGGAAAUGGUCCCACACACACAAGAGGAGGAAACAUUUAUUUCUCUGUGCCUGGACACACGCCUGUGAUAUUCAGUGAGGUCGGAGGGAGAACGUUAUACAGGUUACUAGUACGAGAUGCAGCAGGAGAGACCGAAGGAGUACUUCUGAACGAAACUGUACCACCAUGGGUAGUUGAUAUUGUGGUAGAUAAAAACUUGGUAGACAAAAAUCCUCAAUUUAUCAAAAUACCAUUUUACCUUUUACCACACUCAACGUCUGGAGUGAAGAGCUUAAAGAAGGAUCGCCUGGUCGCAAAUGAUUUCAUCCAAAUACGCAAGGUAGCCGAGCAUGUGUACGAAAAGGUCCUGUGUGCCGGUAGCGAUUCCGGUUCUGUCGCUGGCGGUGGAAACACAGUCUCAGGUGGUUCGCCAGCUGGAGAUAGAACCAACACGGAUUCGAAUGCAGAUAAUGCAUCACUAGCCGAAGAAAAAGUUGAAAUUCUUUGCAACGAUCAACUUCUGGAUCCAUCCAUGGACUUAAGAACGGUGAGGCACUUCAUCUGGAAGUCCUCAGCGGAUUUGACCCUCCGUUAUCGUCCACUCAAAUAGUUAGGAUCUCGGCUGACGAAUUACGACCAUCUGAAGUGUGCUUGGUUCUGUACCGCAGCGAAGUGAGUAUAUAGAAUUGAUUCCUGACUAAGAAAAUCUACAAGAAAAGAGGAAAAAGAUUCUAUGGCGUUCAAGGCGCUUGGUAGAAGAGCGAGGAGCCUGUUUUGCCGACGUGGCUACAAGAUCACUCCUCUAAACUUCAUUGUUUACAGGAUUUUUGAGAGCGUAUGGAGACCAUGAAUUAUUGUCAAGGAGAAUUAAAUACUCCAGAUCUUUUUUGCGACUAUUAAAAGUAAACAAAAAAGGACCAGUGUAGGAACAGUGGCACAUCGGGGUACCUCUAAUGUAAGGUUUCCAUAGGCAAUAAUAAUAAUUUAAUGAUAGAGUAUGGCUCUCCAUCUUGAUGGAUGAAGUAAUAGAAAUGAACAACGCUAGGCCAGUCACUACCAUUUUAAUCAUCAGUAACAUUUCCAUAGUCUUCAUUGAAACUAGCUUACGUAGAGUUGAUACUUCUCAUCUCUGUAUAUAUAAAUAGCAAAAGAGGGGGCGCAUAGUUCUUCAUUUCCGUCGUCCAUUCUUUGUCUUCCGGUCUUGAGUGAUUUAACGAAAUAGCGCAAGAGCACAAAUGAACAAUCGAGUUGUGACUGUCCGGCUUAAAAAUUGCCCUGAUUAGAAAUAUGUAAUCGAUGAUUAGCAGUGCACUGUUCAAUAAGUAUAAUCUUACACGGAAUCCUUUUUGAGUCGCUUAUGGGUCAAAGGUCAGUUUCUCAUGGAUGAAAAAAAAAUGAAUAGUAUCCAUACAUUGCGAAUGAGCAAAGCGUCGUUUGCGAGAUAAGAAACGUUUUCUGCAUGCUGUUGUAAGUGAAAGCGAUAAGAACGAAAAAACCUAUGUCAAUUUAUCCUUAAUCAAAUCAUAUUUCGACAGCCAAACUAAGAGUAAAGGAUUUCCUAUUGAUAGUGUAGGAGAUAAGAGUGUAUCUGCCUGGUCUUCGACGCAAUGAGAUCAAACUCGGUUACCUGGCGUACGAUUAAGGUGCAGAAAAUUCGUUAAUGAUAACGAGAACUGCAGGAGGAAGGAAAAAUAAAUCCGUGUAUCUAGGACUAAUUAAUGGAUUUGAUAAGCUUGAAAAAUAUUUAAGAAAAAUCGAAUCUCUUGUAUUCUUUAUUCAGAUGUAUAAAAAAGAUAAAAAGAGGAUGAUCAGCGCAUGAUGACGAACAAAAAUGAAGUGGAUUAUAUAUGUAAUAACUUUCAGAUGUUUCUCAGUGUCUACCAACUCGAAUGAUACGGUCAAGUUUAAUCGGUAAUAUUUAUUGAUAACCCAUUAAUGGGGGAAAAACGUAAGAGGAAAAAAAAUUCAAGAAGUUCCAGUCGUGACCACGACAGGGUUUGAUCUUAUUGGAGAUUAAUGGUGGAUAUAUGUAUACAUAUAUAAAUAUAUAAAUAAUAUAAUAGGUACCUAGAUAAAUUUAUGUUACAAUAUCUUAUCUGUUAGAAUCCAUAAUUUGUACAUAUGAGUAACUAAACGAAGAAGAUAACAAGAAGUGAUACAAAGAAGUAACCGUCGACUGCGCUGAUAUGUUGGAUCGCCAUUCCUUUGCGCCAUUGAGUUUCUAAUUAAUUAAUUAUUCCUCAUGAUAAACAGGAAGUGGGAUUAGUUGAAGAGACCUUUGGGGUUCUAAUCAUUCGAAUUGGCACAGGAAGUCAGUGAAAUUUUAAAACAAUUUCAAUGGCGCCAAGGGAAUCGCUGGCUAAUGUUCGUUAAUAAUUUUCUGUCUAUCUGUCGUUGUGAUGUUGUGAUAGAAGAAGAAUUAAUAAGAGGAAGAGAAAAAAAGAGAGACGAGAAAUUACGAAAAUUACCCUUGCGUGAAUGCAAUUAUCGUAUAAGGAAAUGGCUACCAAAAGUAACGAUAUUUGUUGUUGGUUAAGUUUGAUCUAUUUUUUGCUUUAUACAGGGUGUCCCGUUUAUCCAUGGCUUAUUUUUUUAAUGAUACGGCACAUCCUGUGCAUUACAGUGUUACGUAUACGAGCAUUUGUUGCAAUCAUCUACAUUAUAAUCUGUCGCCUUUAAUGGAGUAGCUUAUUAAUACCGAAAGGAAUGCGAAAACUAUUGUUUCUAGAUUAAAAGUGUAGAGCGAAAGGGAGGGGGGGGGGACUCCAAUCUGAUGAGGGCUUUUAGGUUUUAUUCAGCGACAAAUUACCGUAUUGUCCAUGAUAGUUGCAUUGCGUUACGACAUAAUGGAUUCUAUUAGAAUUACAUAAUUAGGAAAGGCCAGAGUAUGGCAUGCUCGUGGCUGACAAUGCGACAGCAGGAAAGUAUAUAUGACUUUUGAGAUAAUUUAAUGAACUUUAUCAAUUCAAUAAAAAAAUUGUGCGAGCGAGAUGGCCACGUAAUAAGCAUUUUCAACUUUUUACUCUGUUCUUUUAUGUUUUAGUGACUUGAGUAAUUUUAUCAAUAGAAUAUCAUCACGCGAGACGGAAUAAAAUUGGUACACGUGAAUGCAAAAAAACAAAAGAGAAUGACUAUUGUUAUUGCUUGCGAUAGUUUUCUCAGUCUUAAUUAAUUUGACUUCUAAAUUCACCGAAUUAACGAAUACUCUCAACAGCAUUUACGAUAGAACAGUAAGACAGCCUUCCUCAUCCGAGAACCGUAUUACCUUUGAUAAUAGGGAAUAACGACAAAUCGAACUUAAGUAUCGAGAUAUUUUUUAUUAGCAGAUAACUAAAAAAGAGAAUAAUAAAAACUCAUAGCGUGCAUACGCAUAGCUUGAGAAAAAAAUACAUAGGCGAUGACGUUGGCUUGUUCGUAAUGUUUAUUAAUUUUGACACACGACUGUAUCGUCGAUGCGAAUCAAUGCGUCCCGAAGAAAAACGUAAUAGCGAAGAACACACGACAUCCGUGUACAUUGGUUCAUUAGGAAAUGGUGCCAAAUUUUAUAUCAAACGCAAAAGAGUCUUGAGGAUAAACGAGCCAACUUGAAGUAAAUAAAGUAAAGAGAUAACGACAGCAAUUAAUAGAUGAGAUGAGAGAGCGCUAUUUCGUUUUGCGUAAUCGUACAAGAAUGUUCGACUCAGCUUGUGUUAAAAAUUUCACGUCAAAAUUUCAACUGUAGCACCGUCAUGUUGCAGUAAACCAAUAGAAAUCAUCAAUGAUGUACGACGUAAAGAGGAAUAAAAAAGUGUAGAGGUAUGCCCUAGAAUGAUUUUAUGAUUAGAAAAGACAUUCUCAAUAAUUACUGUCGACGCUUGCUAUUGUAAUAAUGAUGAAAAAUUAAAGAAUGGAAUAAACCAAAAAUUGAAAUCA